AUGGCUUCUACUAAGAGAAAGGCGGCUGAUCAAAUGCCCCACGACAACGACCACAGCCCGAAACAUGCCCACAUUGAAAGAAAUCAGCCUAUGAGCUUGAAGGCUGCUGAAGGCCUUGUGGUUGAGGCACUCCGAGCGGCAGAUCAGAAGGAAAGGCACCUUGCCACGGAGCUUGCCAAGAAAGACCGCGAGAUUGAGGAGCUCAAGAAGAAGUUGAAAGCUGCCAUAAGCACCCCGGAACAUUCGAAGCAGGGAAUUUCAGUGCCCCAGGGUCCUGACAACCAGGAAAUCCGGAUUGAAUACGAGAAACUGCAGUAUCUAGUGACCGCUUUGGUAAACGAGUUCUUCCAAGGCCCCCCCAACGUAGAGCCUGGCAACGAGAAGGGAAGCGUUCGUACCUACUUCAAGAGCCUGAUCCGCGACGAAGACUACGAAUCCUACCUGAGUAAGGCCAAACACAUUUUCAUUGAGGCCGUUAUCUGGAACAAACUGAUCGAUGCGUUGCUCGAGAUACCGAUUGCCGCAUUUGUGGAAAAGGAAGAAGCCAAAUUGGAGGCCACUUUAAAGGCAAGCGCCUCACGCAAUGGCAAGCUUCCGACCUACUACACCUUGCGCCCUCUGAUGAGCUAUGUUCUGUCGCCAAAUGCCGAGGGCAAAAGCCUGUGGGCCGCUGAUGGUUCGCAGCGAAUGAAAUUGAUCAACCAUUUGUCGAUGGUCCUGGACGACUACUCGGGGCAGGCCACUCUCAAGGUGCUGAAGACCAGGAUCGGGGAGAUCGUGGAUCGUGCUGUCACGCUGGCAUCGGCCAUGGCACACUCCAGGGCUUACUGGGUCUGCGAUACAAAGAGCCUGUUCAACGGCUUCAACAUCAAGACGGACAGAAUGGAGGAGGUACCGAUGUGGGCGGAUCAGGGUGCAGAUGCGCGAGUUGAUCUCAUAGUGGCUCCAAUGCUGUUGAAAUUUGGGAACAGCGACGGCGAAGGCUAUGAGGAUUGCCGAGUUGUCAGAAAGGCAAAGGUCGUCAUGAACCGACUUUUGCCACAGGACAGUGCAUCAACUCCGGAGUAG
Molecule: messenger RNA, 1068 nt
Organism: Diaporthe amygdali
Lineage: Eukaryota; Fungi; Ascomycota; Sordariomycetes; Diaporthales; Diaporthaceae
Exons: 2
Coding region: 1-1068 (355 amino acids)
Source: RefSeq, a predicted model, not a curated record